Struthio camelus australis is the source of this 3026-nucleotide messenger RNA. The record is from RefSeq and is a predicted model, not a curated record. NCBI's taxonomy places the organism in Eukaryota, Metazoa, Chordata, Aves, Struthioniformes, Struthionidae.
UGGCAGCUCAUGACUUCGUUAGGGCUCGGCCUGUGUUGUGUGCUUCGUUAGUGCCAACGUGCAGAAGUUAUACGUGCUCUAACGUGGCCUGCACUGGGGAAAAUGAAGCGCUAAGUGUUCAAAAGCAGUGCAAGAGACGGUUCAGGAGGGACUGCAGAGGUUCAGUGAUUAUGCUGAAUUAAACCAACUGAAUGUUCUUCAUCUGUGACGUGAGCGGUAUUAAGGAUUUGUAUGUGCUAAGCAAUUCAGAUGGAUGAAAUGCCUUAUUGGCCAUAGCAGCAACAGGAUGUGUAAGGAACAUUGUGGUAUCUAUUAGAGGGCAUAAUGCAGAAUCCAUUAACUUUAUCUGCAGGUGGUGUUUUUUUGCAUGCUAAUCCUACAGAGAAACAUUGUGUCCAACAAAGUAUGCUGGGUCAGCAAAAACAAGAAACUUGUGCGGGAAAGACUGUAUCCACAGAUGAACACAAAUCCCCUUCUGAUACCAUACAAAGUUUUCAGAAGAAAAGUCAGUUUAGGACCAUUGCUCCAAAAAUGGUACCGAAAAUUUUAACAACUGGAGUGGUUUCUUGUCUUCAGUCAUCUUUGCCUGAACAAAAUACACCUAUUUCAGCUUCAGGUUCUAAACCGCUGGUAGUACCAACACAAAACUAUGCUGUGAUGCAGGUUGCUGCUCAUGAGGGGACUUUUUCUGUUUUGGCUUUGCCAUAUGUUACCCCUGCACUAACACAGCAAAUCCAGCAAUCAAACCUACCCCCUUCAGAAAAUGUCAAGCUGCCUAUCCCUAGGUACCAGUCUGUAAGAAAUAAAUUGCUGGGUGAGAAAAAAGCAGCUCAAAUAUCUGUUCUGGCUGCACAUAACAAGAUUCCUACCGAAGCCCAGAUCUUACCACAGACUUCCCCCAUAACUACGUUAACCGAAGACUAUCCUGAAACUCAUAGUAGUUCAGAGUCAUCUGAGCAAGUGAUAUUAAUGGACCAUGGUUCCGCUGAAAUUACAGUUGCCACAUUGCUAAAUGAAAGCAAGCAUAUGGCAUCGGAAUCUCCUUUACUAAACAAAACAGACAUUGUUAAAGGUAAUGUUUCUGGACCAUCGGUAGUUAAAGAUUCUUUAACAAAGUCAGCAAGUACAAGUAAUCCCGUGAAACUAAGUCUGCAUUCAGUGAAGACAGCAUUUGAAACCACAAAAGAUUCGCUCAUAAUGUCUGAGAAAGUGAAAGAAAAACCCACAAAUUCUGCAAAUUCUGUCACUGUACUGUCACCAGCAGUUUUUGGCAGUGCAAUACAGCUGACUCCAUCUGCACCAAAAGGAAAACUUCCUAUUUUGCCUUACUCAAGAGUGAAAAAUACAAUAGUUUCUAAAUCUAAGCAAAACGCUACUGUUAUGGGUGUAUCUGGUCCUUCACUAAGAUCUGAAUGUGGGAAGAUACCAGCUUUGGUGAAAACCUUUCAUGUUCCUACUAAGGCAUCUGAUAAACGAUUAGCUGUAUCAUUUGCACAAGUCCCCAAACAAACUAAUCGAGAAAAUACCUUCUGUCCAUCCAAUAAAGUGGAUAUUGACAGUCUUAAAAAAUUGAAUGGUCCAUCCUCUAAAAGAAGAGGCAGAAAAAGAAGAUCCCCAGAUGAUUUGUUGGCUUUUCAGUCCAAGCGAAGGAAAUGCAUUGUUAAUAAGUUUAGAGAAGGAAGAGAAAGGACGAAAGCUGAUCUUCAGCAACCUCAAGACAAGAAAACGGAGGCAGUGAAAAAAUACCGUAGUAUUAGACCAAAGCCCGUGGUAGUUGUACAGGCUUUUGCACCACUGACUACUGCGGCAAUAGUGGAGACAAAAUCUCCUGACCUUUUAGAGCAAGAACUUUUUUUAAAUAACUCACUUCCCAAUAAAUAUUUAAGUUACAAGCAUAACGAUACCACCUCUGCUAAAUCAAGUGAUUUAAGUAGAAAUGUAUAUUCAACUGUACCUAAGCUGUGGCAUAAAUGUCAUGUCUGUAACCAUAACUUCCAGUUUAAACACCAUCUUCAGGACCAUAUGAAUACACAUACAAACAAAAGGCCUUACAGUUGUCGGAUUUGCCGGAAAGCAUAUAUUCAUUCUGGAAGCCUUAGUACACAUAUGAAACUUCAUCACAAUGAAGGCAGACCCAAAAAGCUUGUGUGUUGUGAGUUCUGUGCUAAAGUUUUUGGCCAUGCAAAAGUAUACUUUGGUCACCUAAAGGAAGUACACAGAGUUGUUAUCAGCACAGAGCCCUCUACUAGUGAGCAACUGCUGCAAGAUGCUUUAAAGAACAGAGAUACGACUAUAAAAGAGACAGAAGAAGCAACAGAGAGGGGAAAUAAAUGCAAUUUUGAAGACCUAUUCCAUAAUCCAGGAGAAGUCAAAUUACAGAUCAAGUGUGGUCGAUGCCAGUUUAUUGCACAGUCUUUUGCUGAGAUGAAGUUUCAUUUAUUGUGCUGUCAUGGAGAAGAGAUCCAGGGAAGAGUAAAGGAAGGGAUUUUGCAAGGAAAUAGAGGAGCUAAGGGGGAAUUGGUCAAACAUACAACUCAUUUCUGGAAACAGCGCAAUGAGAGAAGACAUUUAGCAAAAUGCAAUGCUCAUGAGGAAGGAUUUUAUACUUCACCAAAACUGAAAAGGCAAAUAUACUUUCACCAUCAAAAUAACGUUGAUGUGUUAUCUAAAAGCGAAAUGACUCAGUCAGGAAACAGCGAAGUGGCCAAGGAGAUGCAAAAUGUAGGUUGUGGUGCACAGAGCAAAAAAAUUCAAAUUUGGUCUAAGGCUGGGUAUAACUGCAUUUUAUGCAAACAGUUAUUUGGAAGAAAAGAAGAUCUUUAUUAUCAUUGGCAGAGUCAUCAUAACUGUGAAGACCCUUCCAUUUUAUGGACAAUUUUUAAUUUGUUCUCAAAACAAGGAAUUAUUGACCUUUCUAAUAAUGGUGAAUAUUAAAGCUCAAUUUUGCCAAGCUUUGAAAAACAUGAACUAAAUUCCCAAAUUGUGUGCUUUUUCUGUGUUGCGAAACCGACUCAAAAAAAGUAUCA